Anisakis simplex (herring worm) is the source of this 462-nucleotide messenger RNA. NCBI's taxonomy places the organism in Eukaryota, Metazoa, Nematoda, Chromadorea, Rhabditida, Anisakidae. The record is from the annotation of a GenBank genome assembly.
AUGCGAAUUCAUUCGAAAGGAUAUCUAUCCGAGGCUGGCGCAUCGUUAGUGGAUGCUAAGUUAAAGUUGGACGUUGUGCCGAAGACGGCCGUGGUGGCGUUAGCUGCGCCAACAUUCAACUAUGGCCGAAUCGAUCGGGCAAAAGCACGAACCAAGGAGCGUAUUCGAUCCAGAUAUCCGGAUUUAGCCAGGCGUUUCCAUCGUGUUGGACUACCGCGUAAGGUGGGCAGUUUUCAAUUGUUUGUGAACGGUUACAAGGAUGCUAGCUAUUGGCUAAGGCAAUGGGAGAUGUAUCCUGAGCAGGUGCCACCACCGAGUGUAAUGUCCCAAUUUCAACAACAAUUCGAACGAAUGGUCAUCUUGGACUAUAUUAUCAGAAACACAGGUAUGUUGGCGUACGGCAGGUGUAUUGGUCUAUUGAACAAUCCAUCCAGUUCGAUGCAGCAGACUACGUUUCAUUAG